This is a messenger RNA of Medicago truncatula (barrel medic), 2129 nucleotides long. Its product is annotated as protein NUCLEAR FUSION DEFECTIVE 4. Lineage: Eukaryota; Viridiplantae; Streptophyta; Magnoliopsida; Fabales; Fabaceae. Bases 70 to 1857 code for a protein of 595 amino acids. The record is from RefSeq and is a predicted model, not a curated record. Gene Ontology annotation, cellular component: membrane. The transcript has a single exon.
UAUAAUGAUUGGCAGACUAACACUACCUAGCCAACAUCUUCAACUUCUGUUACUAUUAGUGACACAAAAAUGGCGGUUGAAGGUGUAAAUUCAUUGAGGUUAUCUCAAACAAAAAACCUCAUAAUCCAAGUUAUCACAGGACGAUGGUUCGUGGUGUUUGCUUCUUUUCUAAUCAUGUCAGCUUCAGGAGCCACCUACAUGUUUGGUCUUUACUCUAGUACCAUAAAAACAUCCUUAGCCUAUGACCAAACAACUCUUAACCUCCUUAGUUUCUUCAAAGACUUAGGUGGCAACCUUGGUGUUUUCUCUGGCUUAAUCAAUGAAAUCACACCACCUUAUGUUGUUCUUGCAAUUGGUUCCCUUCUUAACUUCUUUGGUUACUUUAUGAUAUGGUUAGCAGUGACUAAAAAAAUACCAAAACCGAAAGUUUGGCAAAUGUGUCUUUACAUUUGUAUAGGUGCUAAUUCUCAGUCUUUUUCAAACACUGGUUCACUUGUUACUUGUGUUAAGAAUUUCCCCGAAACUCGUGGUGUUGUGUUGGGGAUUUUAAAAGGUUAUGUUGGUCUUAGUGGUGCUAUUAUCACACAACUUUAUUCUGCUAUUUAUUUUGAUGACCCAAAAGCUUUGAUUUUGCUUAUUGCUUGGCUUCCAGCUGCAAUUUCCUUUCUUUUUCUUCGAACAAUUCGAUACAUGAAACCGGUUAAACAGAACAACGAACUUGGUGUUUUUUACAAGUUUUUGUAUAUUUCACUCGGUCUAGCUGGUUUUUUAAUGGUUAUGAUCAUAUUACAGAAAAAAGUGUCUUUUAAACAGAGUGAGUAUAUUGGAAGUGCUUCAGUUGUUCUAAUUUUGCUGUUCCUACCUCUUGCUGUUGUCUUUGUUGAACAGAAAAAGAGUCAAAAGCUUGCAUUUGUCGAUCCAUUUUCAGUUAAAAUAGUAACUGAUCAAGAAGUGAAAGAGUCUGCAGCAAAAAAUUGUGAUACUAAUGCAAUGGUUUGUGUUGUUGAAGUAAAAGAAACUAGAUGGUGGCAAAAUAUUUUUAGUCCACCUGAACAAGGUGAAGAUUUUACUAUAUUACAAGCCCUUUUCAGCAUAGACAUGUUAUUGCUAUUCUUUGCUGGCACAUGUGGUGUUGGUGGAACUUUAACAGCAAUUGAUAAUUUAGGUCAAAUUGGAACCUCACUUGGAUACCCAAAAACAAGCAUAAGCACAUUUGUUUCAUUAGUGAGUAUUUGGAAUUAUCUAGGAAGAGUUUUUUCUGGUUUUGUUUCUGAACAUGUUUUAACAAAGUACAAAUUUCCACGACCACUCAUGUUCACAUUGAUUAUGUUUUUAUCCUGUGUCGGUCACUUAUUGAUAGCCUUUGAUGUGCAAAAUGGCAUCUAUUUUGCUUCAGUAAUCAUUGGAUUUUGUUUUGGUGCACAAUGGCCAUUGGUUUUUGCCAUAAUUUCGGAGUUGUUUGGGUUGAAAUAUUAUUCAACUUUGAUGAACUUUGGUGGGGUAGCUAGUCCAAUUGGAUUAUAUUUUCUUAAUGUUAGGGUCGCUGGUCAUUUAUAUGACAAAGAAGCUAAGAGGCAAUUGAUUGAAAAAGGAGUAAAAAGAAAAUUGGGUCAGGAAUUGAAUUGUGUAGGAGCAAGUUGUUUCAGAUUGUCUUUCAUUAUUAUCACUGCAGCUACUUUGUUUGGUGCCAUUAUUUCACUUAUUUUAGUGGCCAGAACAAAUAAGUUUUAUAAAGGUGAUAUAUACAAGAGGUACCGAUCAGAGCAGGUUGAAGUUGAAGGAGCUACGGCUGAGAUGACGGUGGUCCAAAAUGACGGCAAGAGAGGAAAGGAAGAAGCAAAAGCUACAGUGAUGUGAUUGAUUCAUUGAUGUAUAGGGGUUGAAUGUUGAAUGUUGUUGAAUGUUGAUUGGUGUUUGAAUGUUGAUUUAUAAGCAAAUUUCACUACCACUAGGACGACAAUGACUAGGAACCGAAAAAAAAAUUCAAUCCAUUUUUGUGUCUAUAGUAUAGGACCGCUUUCUUUUUCAAUACCCAUCUUUCACUGUACUCAUGUGAUAAAUAUAGGGAAUCAAUUAUAAUAUCUAAUUUUGGCUAUACAUGAAUGAAUUUUGUGUAUUCAACUUUGGCA